Molecule: messenger RNA, 2319 nt
Organism: Acanthosepion pharaonis
Lineage: Eukaryota; Metazoa; Mollusca; Cephalopoda; Sepiida; Sepiidae
Source: the annotation of a GenBank genome assembly
AUGUACCAUAUCUAUCUAUCUAUCUAUCUAUCUAUCUAUCUAUCUAUCUAUCUAUCAUAUAAAACAAUACACGCAGUACAAAAAAAUUCUGUCUGUGAUAUAUCAUCUGAUAUGGACGUUUGCAUUAUCAGUGAUGGAGAUUCCGAACAAGAAACACGAUGUUCUGAUAGUAUUUGCAUCAAAAUCAACAAAACAAAUGAAUUCAGUUGUAAAAAAAUACCUGAUGCAAAAAAUAAAACUGCAAACGUCUAUCCUGUGUUGUGGAAUGAUAACCUUUUAUUCGUCAACGAAAACAUGGUUUUCGAAUUACAGAAUUCCAGUUUGAAGGUGUCGAAUAAUCACAGGAUUGCAAUGGAUAACCUGACAAGACUUUGUUAUUUAAAAACAAUGGAAAUGUCUGCUGAGCCUCAAAAAGGUUUCAUGGCUGGCGGGGUGAGAAUCGAAAUCACAAUCAAAAUCAAUCAGAUUUAUAAAGAAUUAUCUCUAGUUAUGGAACCGAUGAACAAAACAUGCAAAAAAGAAAACACAAAUACCCCAGGUAAAAUAUAUUGCAUUUCGCCUGAGGUCAAGUCCAAAAAAGCAAACCUGACAUUUAUUUCGAAUUAUGUGAAAUAUUUCAAACCAUUUGAGUAUCUUGAAAAUCCAGAUGUUGAAUUGACUGGUUCAAACUCAAGUUAUUACUGGGGUGGACGCCUGCUGACAUUUAAAAUGAAAAACACGCCUGACAUACAUAGCGCUGAAAUUCUUUCUUCAAAUUUUUCAGACGUGGGUGAUCAUGGCUCUCUACAACUUCCUGUUUCUUUUUCGCUCCAAGCCAGCAAUUGUAGCUUAAAAAGCAAAAAAAUAGAAUGCUUUUCCCCAAAUAUAAGCAUUCAAAAUAAUGUCUCAAAUUCAUCAAUUGAAAUUCCGGUAGUUUUGCAAUUGGAUACCUAUAAAGAAAACGUAACGAUAGUUUAUUAUCCCGACCCGGAAUUUGAGGAAAAAGCGUCAAUAAAAGACAAAGUUAUCAAAAUCAAGGGAAAACGUCUCAACAAUGCUGCUGAGAAAGAAGAAUACAAAAUUAUUGCUGGGACGGAGAAUUGUACGAUAGAAAUUUUAAAAAAUGACUUGAUUACAUGUAAAAUCCAAACGGAAAAUUUCGAAGGUUCUGUCAAUGUAACUCUUCAUUCAAAAACCCAGACGUUAACUCUUGAAAAAAUAUCAAACUAUAACUUUCUGUUUUAUCUGCUUUUAAUUCCUGUCGCUGCGAUUCUGGCGAUUUCCAUCUUUGGAAUUUGGUAUAAAAGUAAUGGUCGAAGAAAGAGCAGAACCUUUGAUUAUACAGACGAUUAUACUGGGCAGGUAAUAUCAUUGAUUGUGCGACAAGGCAUUCCAUUUCAGAAACCGUCGGAUUACAUCAAACGGAUCCUUUGGACACACAAACCUCCAGGCAACAUGCGUUAUGACAAUGAAACUAUAUAUCAGGAUCUGAAACAAAACUUGGAUAAAUUUGGACAUUUGCUGAAGAAUAAAUUCUUUUUGCUUCCCACAUUGAAAGCUUUGGAAAAAGACAAAUCUUUAACUCUUGAUCAGAAAUUUAUCUGUUCGUUCCAUUUGAGUAUUCUGUUUUCGUCGGACCUGCGCUACUUUCUUGAGUUAUGCGAAGAUCUCUUUGUUCAUUUAGCAUCUCAGAUUAAAGGCGCCAAAAAGAAGAAACUGAUGUGGAGCUGUUCCAGCAUAACCGAAUACAUGAUUUUAAACUGGUUUGGUGUCACAAUGUAUUCCUUUAUGAAGGAAAAUAUUGGCGAUAUACUCUACUUUUUUAUUUAUGACUUAAAGAGUCAUUUGGAGAAAAUGCCAAUUGAUGAAGUUACGGGAAACGCUUAUCAAUAUCUGUUUGAAAAAUAUCGACUGAAGAUGAACACAAAAUAUGAAGAAAUUCAAAUUCAAGCUCAAAUGGGAAGAGAGAUAGAAAUGGUGUCCGUUUUCACCUGUGACUCCAUUGUACAAUUGAAAAAGAAAUGCAUAGCUGCAUUCUACCGGGGACAGACAGCCUCAGAAAUUCCAGAUAUUGAUGAUGUCUGUGUUGAGUACAACGGAAUUAGAAUUGAAGAAUUCAAGGAGGAAAACAGCACGAACUUUACACAGCACCUGACAAUAGAUAACUGGAAUAUUCAAGAAGAUGAUUUGUUAAAACUUACCAUUUCCAAGGUGCCUCAAGUAACAGAAGCGAACGCCGAUGACAGAUCAAUAUACAACUCUAUCUAUCUAUCUAUCUAUCUAUCUAUCUAUCUAUCUAUCUAUCUAUCUAUCUAUCUAUCUAUCUAUCUAUCUAUGUAA